CUUUGCCAGUUUGUGGAUGGUGUGUUCCAGUGUAUCUAAUUGAAGAAUCACGCGUCUCAGCAUUUUUCUCACAAGUGCGGGUACUGUAACAUAAGAGUGCGGCAGCGCGUGUAUCUCGCGCUUUGAGCGGGGUGGUGUGUGUAACUGAAUAAACGGUGCGAGCGUGUCGAUGGCUGCCGAUGCGUCGCAAAGGAAAGCUCUGAGAUACCAGCAAACCCUGCUGUAUGGGGAAUAUCGGGAGCAGCUGGGUAAUAUCGCCAGACGGGAGGCCACGCGUCUGUUGACUGAAAAGCAAUGGAAGAGGCAUGCCGGCAAUUCCAAGGCAACCAGGAGAGGCCACGGCCGAGCAUAUCAUGCAAGUCUGGAUGCGGGGCCCAUGACACCAGGUUUAAGCCCCUCCUCCUCUGUGAAGAAGCCGCGCCCCUAUUCCAAAUGCCAGGACUGCCUGGCCCGGAUCCAGAGGUAUAUUGUGACAAAGUUGGGCGAAGACUGGAUCUUCCUGGUUCUUUUAGGUCUCACUAUGGCCCUGGUUAGCUGGAGCAUGGACUAUGCCAGUGCAAAGAGCCUACAAGCUUAUAAGUGGAUGUACGGAGAGCUGAAGGGGAAUGUGGCUCUGCAGUAUCUGGCAUGGGUCUCAUAUCCCAUCAUCCUCGUCGUGUUUGCAUCCCUCUUCUGUCAUCUGGUCUCUCCACAAGCUAUAGGCUCGGGGAUCCCUGAACUCAAGACCAUUCUCAGAGGUGUGGUGUUAAAGGAGUAUCUGACGCUCAAGGCAUUUGUGGCUAAAGUCAUUGGUCUUACGGCUGGGCUGGGCAGUGGUAUGCCCAUCGGGAAAGAGGGUCCUUUUGUGCAUAUUGCCAGUAUAUGUGCGGCAGUGCUGAGCAGGGUCAUGUCCAUCUUCACCGGUGUGUAUGAGAACCCCUAUGGUUACACAGACAUACUGACAGUAGGAUGUGCUGUUGGGGUGGGCUGCUGUUUUGGGACUCCUCUCGGAGGUGUGUUGUUCAGUAUUGAGGUCACGUCGACAUAUUUUGCAGUGAGGAAUUACUGGAGAGGAUAUUUCGCUGCCACAUUCAGCGCCUUCAUAUUCCGAGUCCUGUCAGUGUGGAACAAAGAUUCUGUUACGAUAACAGCGCUGUUUCGUACAAACUUUCGUAUGGAUUUCCCCUUUGACCUUCAGGAGCUGCCGGCUUUUGCAAUAAUUGGGAUCUCAUGUGGGUUUCUAGGGGCGUUCUUUGUCUAUCUGAACAGACAAGUUGUUCUGAUCAUGAGAAGACCAACGGCUCUUACGCGAUUCCUCACAAAACACCGGUUGAUUUACCCUGGUGCCGUGACACUAAUUAUAGCCUCCUUCACAUUUCCUCCGGGCUUCGGUCAGUUCAUGGCUGGAGAGCUGAUGCCCAGAGAGUGCAUUAAUUCACUGUUUGAUAACUUCACGUGGACAAAGAUCUGGGGUUCACCAGCUCCACCUGGACUGGGUCGCUCUGCUGCCUGGCUCCACCCACAAGUCAGCGUCUUCAUCAUCCUUCUCCUCUUCUUCGUCAUGAAGUUCUGGAUGUCUGCGGUUUCUACGACAAUGCCGGUCCCUUCUGGAGCCUUCAUGCCUGUUUUUAUAUUGGGAGCAGCAUUCGGUCGUUUGGUGGGUGAGAUCAUGGCCACGCUGUUUCCCAACGGCAUUCUGUUUGAUGGGAUCGUGUACCAAAUCCUGCCUGGAGGCUAUGCAGUGAUAGGGGCAGCAGCCAUGACAGGAGCCGUCACACACACAGUUUCAACAGCAGUCAUCUGUUUUGAACUGACGGGUCAAAUCUCACACAUCCUGCCCAUGAUGGUGGCCGUGAUUCUCGCCAACAUGGUGGCACAGGGUCUACAGCCUUCCCUUUAUGACUCCAUCAUUCAGGUCAAAAAGCUGCCCUAUCUUCCCGAGCUCAGCAUUGGCCACAUCAGUAAAUAUAAUAUCUUUGUGGAGGACAUCAUGGUGAAGAAAAUAAAGUUUCUGUCGCCUCAGUCCACUUACAGAGAGCUGAAAGAUCUCCUGGAGUCCACGUCUCUCAAAACCAUCCCACUCGUCGACUCCAAAGAGUCGAUGAUUCUUUUGGGCUCCAUUGAGAGAUGUGAACUUCAGGGCUCCUUGGACUUGUGGCUCUCAGCCGAGAGGCGGGUUUAUAUCCGAGGUGAGGGCUUGUCCAGCCCGGGGUCACAGGUCAACUGGGAGUCCUUCGCCUUUGUGGACGAGGAGAUAGGAGAGGAGAACGGAGACAAGGGCAACACGGUCUCUGAAGAGUGCAACGGCCCGCUGGGGUCCACCAAAACCACAGACGUCUCCACUAACCACACCACAUCCGGUGCCCUACAGUCUAUGAGGAGGACUCUUCGUCGUGUUUUCUCCUCAUCUUCCUCAUCAGGGCAGACUGAGCCGGAGAGCCCUGCAGCUCCUCCUGUAGUUGAAAACAUGACUCCUGAAGAGAUCAAAGCCUGGGAAGAGGAAGAGCUGGAUAAGCCGAUUGACAUUGAUCAGAUCCGUGUUGACCCCUCACCUUUUCAGCUGGUGGAAAGAACAUCUUUGCAUAAGACUCACACCCUAUUCUCUCUGCUGGGUCUCAGUCAUGCUUAUGUAACUAGCAUUGGUAAACUAGUUGGAGUGGUUGCAUUAAAAGAGCUCCAGAAAGCAAUCGAGGGUUCGACCCGUAGCGGAGUGCGACUCCGUCCCCCUCUGGCCAGUUUCAGAGACGCCAGACGCAAGGCCAAAAAGCCUUCUCAUUCCUCGUCCGUCCCAUCCUCUCCCACGCGGGACAGAGAGCUGUGGAGCGAAGGAGUGAAAAGAGAAACUAAAGACGAGUCUGAUGAUAGCUGUGUCCAGACGGCCGACAAAGAGUGUGAUAUAGCCGCGUGCAACAGCAGCUCUCAGGAGCAACUGCCUUCUCCUUCUUCUUCCACAGUCCCUCUCUCCUCUCUUCAUUCUGUGCCUGAAGGAGAGGCGGAUGCUGAUAGGGAGAGUGACGAGGAGCCUUUAUAGGUGCCGCCUUUGAGCCCAGCACGAGCCUCUGCACCUUCAGACUUGUUGAUUUUCUAAUCUCCGGACUGGACUAGUCUUCCUUUCUAGAUGUUUUUUUUUUUUUCCACUUGUUGUCUAUACAUUUGUAUAUAUGGACAGUCGGUCUGACACAUCUCACUGAACGUCUUCUCCUUCCUUUGCUUCUCCUAGUUUGUCUGCUGUACCUGAUAUUUGUAAAAAUGUUUGUAAAAAUGAAAGAUUUAUUACCUUAACAAGCUAUUUGUAUGUGCUCUCACCCUUGUCUUGGUGUAUGCUAACGUACUAAGGUUAGUUCAGUCAUAUGAAGUAAUUUUUGGACUUUUAGGUUGCCUGAUAAUUUUUUAUUGUAUAGAUGUGCAAUUUAAAACAAUAUUAUAGGUUCAAUACAAGUUUAACUUGUUUUAGUAAUUGAAACUCGCCCUCAUGUUGUUCCAAACUUGUAAGACCGUUCAUCUUCUGAACGCAGAUUAAGAUAUUUUUGAUUAAACUGGACAACUGAAAUGAUCCAGGUCCAGAAACGUAGUUAAUACGUCCGUAAAAAUGCCAAUGUAACAUCAGUAGCUCAACUUCAGUUUUGUGACACUAUUCUUUUUAGCGCAAAGAAAACACAUGUAACAAAAUUUACUCAAUCAUUCUUCUCCCGAGUUAUGUCUUCCACCAUUUUAAAGAUUACUAUCUUACUUUUAUCACUUAUAAUAGAAUAUUUAUUACUUAUAACGCACAUAUGCAUUGCAAUACUCGGAGAGAAUAACACAGCGUCUGAAGUUGAGCCACAGUUUUAAUGAUGUAUAUACUAUGUUUCCGGACCUGGGAUCAUUUUAGUUGUGUUGCUGUCUAUGGAGGGGCAGACAGCUUUCAGAUUUCAUCAAAAAUACCUGAAUUUGUGUUCAGCAGAUGAAAGAAGGUCUUACAGGUUUGGAAAGACAAGGGUAAGUAAUUAAUAACACAAUUUUCAUUUUAGGGUGAACCAACCCUGUAAGUUAUAAUUCUAGAAAUCAGUACUUUUUUAGUAACACGAUACAAUAAGGUUCAACAUUAAGAAGCUAACAAUGAAAAAUACAUCUAAAAGUUUAUUGGGUAAUGUUAAUUGUCAAAUUUAUUAAUACCCUAUUAAAAAGUUUUAUCUUUUAAUGUUAUAUAAUGGACUCGAGAUAACAUACAAUGAACGGUUGUAUUUUUAUUAACUAAAAUAAACAAAUAAUUGCAUUGUUCAUCAGUUAAUGUUUGUCGAUGCAUUAAAUAUAGUUGGCUAAAGUAGCCUUGUUGUGAAGUGUUACACGUCUUUACUAAAAUUAGUGAAAUAAAAAUAAUUAUAGCUAUAAUAUAAACUAAAAAUGCUAUAACAGUAUGCACAUAAUACUAAAAUAUCACUGGCUCAAUCAACAACAUUUGUGACAAUAUUGAAUAAAGCAACUGUCCCAAAAAUCUAUGUUAAUCAAUAUAGUUUUUUGGAUUUAAAAGAAAAAAGUGAAGAUUAUAUUUUUAUAAAAGCACUUACAUUAAUUCUUCUGCAUAAAGAGUUUUUUGAGCUGUAUCGUCGUUUUAGAGUUUGUGUUUAGAGCAUUACAUUGUAAUUCAUUGUAACAAAGUUGUGCAUUUGUAUUUUACACACAAAAGGUUAUUUUUAUUUUUAUUAUUGUGUAUUUCAACAUUAUUCUGUUGACCCCAUUCACUUGCAUUGUUAGUUUUUUUUUUUUGUGAAAUUAAUUUUUGUGCCAAUUUUGUCACAAUGUUGAUUGAUCUUGUGCUGAACCUGUGUAUUAAUUUAAUCGCUAGACAUUCGUUAUGAAGCUGAUUUGUUUACUACAUAAUUCAAGCUGCAAAGUCGUUACUCGAUCACUGAAUCGUUGUUUGAUUAUAAUAUACUGAUGAGUAUCUGAUUCGUUUUUAUUUGUUUUAAUGGUCUGAAUAGCAUGCAGACUUUUUUGCCACGUCUUAAAAAUACACAAAGUGCGCAAUAUUUGCUUUGUUUGCUUCGUUUAUUCUUCAUUAUUUUUGGGAAAAAUAAAGGAAUAGCAAUAUUCUUGAAGGUCAGGGAGGUGUGUAGCUCGUGCAGGAAAAAGAGAUGGGAGAGAGAGAGUCCGAUGGAGGAAGAGGAAGAGGACAUUGGAAGAACCGUCUUAAAACCUUCAGUAAAGCAUGCAUAGAUAUAUGUAUCACAGAGCACUUCUUAUAUCACACCUCUUACAGCUCGCUCAGUCCCAAACGAAUGGAUUUGUGCCUGUAUAGUUUGCCGAACAUGUUGACUCCACCUAUUUCCACGUUACCAUGAACAGAUUUGAUCACAACAGUGUUUCUUAUCCAAAGUAGUACUUUUUCUGAAUAUGAUUCUUCCACCAAGAGGAGACAACACAGGGUUUGAGUAAUAGACAGAUAACAUACGAAGGGAAGGAGAGAGGAGGAGAGAAAGACAAGUACGCUAGUUUACAGAGAGAAGGAAAGAGGUAGAACAAAGGACCGGUUACAGCAUCAUGCCAACAGACAGUUUUGUAGUGAAAGAUGGCAGUAGAAUCGUACAAAAAAAUCAGUCCGUCUGUAAACACAAAUGAUAAACAACUACAUCCAAGGAAAUACAUUUG
This is a messenger RNA of Puntigrus tetrazona (Sumatra barb), 5607 nucleotides long. It is a transcript of the gene clcn1b, whose product is annotated as chloride channel, voltage-sensitive 1b. Gene Ontology annotation, molecular function: voltage-gated chloride channel activity. The record is from RefSeq and is a predicted model, not a curated record. Bases 170 to 3010 code for a protein of 946 amino acids. Gene Ontology annotation, biological process: transmembrane transport; chloride transport. The transcript has 24 exons. Gene Ontology annotation, cellular component: membrane. NCBI's taxonomy places the organism in Eukaryota, Metazoa, Chordata, Actinopteri, Cypriniformes, Cyprinidae.